Molecule: messenger RNA, 471 nt
Organism: Pseudozyma flocculosa PF-1
Lineage: Eukaryota; Fungi; Basidiomycota; Ustilaginomycetes; Ustilaginales; Ustilaginaceae
Exons: 4
Coding region: 1-471 (156 amino acids)
Biological process (GO): translation
Cellular component (GO): ribosome; cytosolic large ribosomal subunit
Molecular function (GO): structural constituent of ribosome
Source: RefSeq, a predicted model, not a curated record
AUGUCGGCGGCUUCGUCUCAGGAACUUCAGUGGCUCCUCACCAGGAAGACCUCUUCCUACAUCGUCAAGCAGAAGGGUCUCCCUCGCUUCUUCACCCGCGAGCCCCUCAACCUGAAGCAGAUCCACAGCCCCAAGCACUCCGGCAACGUCUGCAAGAAGGCUGUCGGCAUCGCCCCCGCCGCCAACGGCAAGGGUGUCGUCGUCACCACCAAGAAGACCAAGGCUUCCCCCUUCUCGGUCAAGGGCUCGCGGGCCUCGACCACCAUCAAGGGCACUGGUAACCGCCGUGUCUCUGGUGCCGUUGCCAACAUCGUUGGCAAGCGCGGCUACCGCAACGACCUCGCCAAGCUCGCUGUUGCCCGCGCCUCGGCCAUCCUCCUUGCCCAGCGCGGCAGCCGCAAGGCUCCCCUCCCCAAGAAGGUCCGUGGCACCGGUGCCAACAAGGUCCUCAUUGAGAAGUCCGACGAGUAA